UUCAGAUAAAGAACCCCCUUUUUGAAAUUGCUGGCUUAGUAAAUAAGUGGAAGCAACAUAUGGCAGCUGUGACUAUAGUAGUACCAGUAGAAUAUGAAGUCAAUGGAAUGUGAAGUAGAAUCAUCUAAACAUCUGGAAUCAGCAGAAUGUGCUGAGUCAGCAAAAUUAGAUGAAAAUGAAUCGGCAAAAUCUGUAGUCAGUGUUCAGAAUGUGGAGUGGGCAAAAUCUGGUUAUAAAACAAACUUGGCUGUCCCAUAUUUUCUCUGUUUCCAGAGGAUGAAAGAAGUGACCAAUGAUUAUGUGAAGCAGUAACCAGGUAAAACUUCAUCUGAAGUCAGUAGAAUCUGAUGUAAUCAGCAGAAUGUGCUGAGUCAGCAAAAUUAAAUGAAAAUGAAUCAGCAAAAUCUGUAGUCAGUGUUCACAAUGUGGAGUGGGCAAAAUCUGGUUUUAAAACAAACUUCGCUGUCCCAUAUUUUCUCUGUUUCCAGAGGAUGAAAGAAGUGAUCAAUGAUUAUGUGAAGCAGUAACCAGAUUCUCUGGCUGCCUAAAUGAAUUGCCUGGUGAUAUUUCUCCCCUUAUUACAACAUGACUGACCUAAGUCUAAAGAAGCAGAAACUGGUGGAAGAACUUCAUGGCAUCUUUUCUCUUGUUGAGCAACAUGUCCUUGAGGACUUGGUCCAUAACAUGUGCACUCAAUACCCAGAGUCAGAUGAAAAGGAGAUUCUGUUCAUUUGCUCAAAUCAUUUGCUGAACAACAUUGCCAUGGAAACUGAUGACAGUAAUUCCAGUAGUGCCAAUACAGUUGUAAAAGAAUGUGAGCAGAAACAACAAGUGGAUGAGGUGUUGUCCAUAUUCCCAGACGCUGACCAAGGGUGGAUCCUGCAGCAGUUAACUAUAAACGCAAACUUUGAUGUGCAAACUUUGAUCAACAGAAUGCUGGAGAACAAAUAUCCAAAGAAUUUAAAACCCCCACACACUGGAGCAGCCUCUCUGAAGCCAGCGCACUCAACUAGUGAACAAAAUUCAGAAGCACACAAGAGACUUGUUAGUGGUUUCAAUUUAGCUGCUAAUGAACCCGGUGUGGUUGGUGCUUCUGUUGUGCCUGACAAACCAAACACUGUGCAGGACUCAGCUUCUCCAGCAUGGGGGAGGACAGGUCAGAUGAUGUCCAGUGAUGUCCAGAUUCCAAAUGAUGUCCAGUUACAGGCUGGAAGCAGUGGUGCGAGUUUGUCAUCCCCUGCAACCAACAACAAAGAAAGAAUGGGCAGGAAAAGCUGGAGGCAAGAGGGGCAUUCCCCAAAGCGCAUAUUGGAAAAUCAGGGCCAAGAGCAUGCCUUUAAACAUGGUUCAGAAUCAACCUUGAUUAGAAAAAGACUGAAAAUGAAACCACACACGCCUGUAUCAUCUUCAUGUGGGAAAAAUACUGAGCAGUCAGCAAACUUACAGAUGGAUAGUAGUUUGCACCUUGGUCAGCCAUCUAAUGGUCAUCAGAAGAGUGAUGAGUUCGGGUCAUUAUUCCAGUCAUUAUUCCCUCCACAUAAGCAUAAGGUUCCAAGUGCCAACAAUAAUACCACCCUUUUAAAGCAAAGAGAAGUAAUGCAGCAAAUGAAAAGGUUACAGGAAAUAUUAUCUUCACAUGAAAGCCCUUCUUUGCACCAAAAUUCUGCUUGGCAUAGAAUUUUUACUCCGCAGAAUGCACCAACAUCAUCUGAUUCCACUCAUGGACAACCCUGUUUACAUCACAAUCGAAGACAACAUCACCAUUCUACUGCUGAGAAAUGCACCCUUACUCCAGAUUGCAAUUGCCUGGUUGGCAAGAAAAAACUUGUUAAGGGGCUGUUUGAUGGGAAGUCAAAUCAGUGUUCGCCUAUGAGAAGAACAAUGCCAGUUGGGGCCGAGAGUGGAAGUCAAAGACCUGAGACCAAGCCACUGAGGUCAGAGGCAGAAUUACAAGGGCUAAAGGUCAGACCACCAAGGUUGGAGAAUUCGACAUCUUCGGCAGGGCCUAGCACUAGUAGGUCAGUUAGCUCAACAAUAAACCCCAGUCGUUCCAAUGAGCAGCAUGACAAUGAUCCCAAAGAAAGCCUGUUGAGUGAAAGCCAAAAUCUAAGGCCGGAGAUCAGAUUACAAGGUGGGAAAGACGUGCCACCUAGGCAUAAGAAUUCAACAUUAUCAUUAGCAGCAUCCAGUACUAGUAGAUCAAACAGUCAGAUAAUUGAACAGAGAGGUUUUGAUGAACUGAAUGAUAGUGAUUCCAAGGACAGUUUGUUUUCUCUCGAACCAUCUUCUGCUGAAUCAUCUUCAGAUGAUGACUGUCUCCCUGAUCUUGAACCACAGAAAGGGGCAUCAACCACCUCAAAAGUGAAUCAUGCACCUGCGGGUGCAAAUCAGAGGUCUUUAGGCAGUCAAGUGGCCAAAGGACACAACUUUGAUAAAAGCGAUAUUUUUUCAACCAUAAGUGUUCCCAAAGCAAGUGUCAUGCACAAUGUGCCUGGCAUACAAAAUGAACCUAGUAGUAGAAGUCCACGCUCUUUUGUAGUACUUGAUCUUACAGAGGAUGAUGGCACUACCAUGACGGUGGAAACAACUGAUAUGGUACAUGUAGGUGGAAGUCAUCUGUUGGCAGGGCAAGAAAAAUCUCCACUGGUAGAUAAAGAGAGCAACAGUAACCAAAUAGAUGGUGUGGCAGGAGUUGACAGAGCUGGUGGUGAAAGUAUGAUACAAGAAGAUGCUGAAUAUAGUAGUGAUGAUGGGAAUAUAUCACCUCUGGAUCCAGAUUCCUUUGAGAUGCCGUGUGAGAGUUGCAGUAGGAGGGAGGCAAUUAAAAAACUGAUCCAGUGUUUUGAUGGUCACCUUUCCUGUGCCAGGUGUGUACAAGAUGAGGCCAAGGAAGCAAUUACCGGAGAUAAAAAGGGUUUAUUGAAAUGCCCUAAGGAUGGUUGUGAUUGUCUAAUGCCAAAAGAAUUGCUAACAUCUGUGCUGCCUGAGAUGGUGUUGGACCUGCUGGAAGAACAGAGACUGAAAGCAGAGAGGGAACAAAUUGUUUGUAUGGAUGGCAUAGUUCAAUGUCCAUUUUGUGAAUAUGCAGCAGAGUUGGAUGCAGCUGUGAGGGUGUUUGCUUGCCAGAACACUGGUUGUUUUAAGGAAAGCUGCAGAUACUGUAAAAGUGAAAUGUCGAUUGGAAACCACACGAACUGUGGCAAUGCCCAGCACAUACCAGUGAAUGAAGCUGGAACUACCAGAGAACCUGACACCUGGGAGGAGGCUGAUACCAAAGAGAAGGGCUUUGCAUUAGUCCCAGUGGAAAAAUCUAAAGAAGAAUAUAAAAAAGUGGAAAAAUUGUUCUUGCGAACUCUCCCGAGAUGCACUAUUCUGUCCAUUCAGAGGUUACAGAAUCCAAAACUAUGGCAAACGUACAGUCUUCAGAGGACACAUAUGCUGGAAGAAAAUGGACUACAGAACCUUAAUGAGAUGAGGCUGUUUCAUGGCACACAUCAGGCAAAUAUUGAUGCAAUUUGCAGACAAAACUUGGACUGGAGACUGUAUGGGAGGAAUGGAUCUGUAUAUGGACAAGGCACAUAUUUUGCCAGAGAUGCCAGUUAUUCCAACAAGUAUAGUUUUCCUUUUCAUGGUGCACAUGGCUUGUCAACGUUAAUCAGAAAAGUCAGAAGUGGGCAUGGCUUCAGGCAUGGAGUUACAGCAAACAAAAUAUUUACACAGACCAACCAAGGUCCUCUGGUGGUUAAUGGUUUUGCACAAACCAACCAAAAUGUGGGUUCCAAUCCUAGUGCUAUGCAGACAAACCAAGGAACAAUUUCUAAUCAUGGAUUUAUGCAGACCAACCAGGGUGCAGCUGUCAAUUCUGGAUUUGUGCAGAACAACCAGGGUGCAGCUGUCAAUUCUGGAUUUGUGCAGAACAACCAGGGUGCAGCUGUCAAUCCUGGAUUUGUGCAGAACAACCAGGGUGCAGCUGUCAAUCCUGGAUUUGUGCAGAACAACCAGGGUGCAGCUGUCAAUUCUGGAUUUGUGCAGAACAACCAGGGUGCAGCUGUCAAUUCUGGAUUUGUGCAGAACAACCAGGGAGCAGCUUUUAAUUCUGGAUUUGCACAGACCAAUCAGGGAGGAGCUUUUAAUUCUGGAUUUGCACAGACUAACCAAGGUGAUAGGUUUUCACUUCUGUUAGGGUUGCCCCAGGGUCAAAGAGAUGCAAGACAAGGCAAUGCAGUUGCGACAGAUGCGAACAAGCAAAGCCAUAUGGCCAAUCUCCAAGGAAGAAAUAUCCCUAAGGGAUACACAUUAAGUCUUCCUUCACCUGGCAUGUCUCAGCAGUCUGCUUCUACACCUGCCAACCAUGCUGGACCCUCGGGCCUUUCUUCUGGUAGCAACAGCCAGACAAUAUCACUGGGGCAGGCGUUUCAUGACCUUUUCCAGCAGUCUGCAGCACGUUUCCACACCAGGCAACAAGCCACAGCCGUUGCUGCUGUUCACCAUGGAAACAUGGGGCAAUGUGAGACAGAGACCGGAGGGCCUAGGUUUAUGUUUGUGGUACGCGUCCUGGUGGGUAGAUACACUAGGGGAGAUAUAUCCAUGAGGAGACCACCCCCAAUCCCUGGUGAUCCGCAUAAUAGUCAGUAUAAUUCAUGUGUGGACAAUCCGAAUGACCCCACCAUUUAUGUGAUCUUUGAAAAGUCUCAGUGUUACCCGGAGUAUAUCAUUGAAUACAAGUAGUUUCAGAUGUAUAUGGAUGUGGUAUGUAAAAAGUGUUAGGUAAUUAUGGAAACAGGAUUUCAUGUUACAUAUUCAGAUAAAUACUUUUAUUCACUUAAUUUGCAUGGAUCAUAUGCAACAUUUAAUCAGAUUAAGAUUUUAACUCAAAUGUUACAUCAUGACUUUUAACUUUCUUUAUACAUGUGGGAGGAUAUUAUCAUAAAUGUUAUACCUUUGCAGUGUUCAUACAGGUUUGAAAGUGCUUUAAUUUAGCUUUGCUCCCUAUAUUCAGUAUACGGCCUUAAAAAGUGCUCGAAUUGAUCACUUUGUCAUCAUAAAGACCAAAACGUUUAAGGCCCUAGGAAUAGGUGCAUCCAGGCUUUGACAUCUGCUCUCCAUUUCAUACUAUCUUAAUUUUGCCACCUUGCCUCCUAUAUAAUGCAACUUGUCCAUUCCCUGAUGUCAUCCUUUGGGUCCUCAUAGGCAUCCCUUGAAACUUUUUUUCUGCUGUAGCAGCUAUGAAUUAAAAGUUCUUUUGACAUCUCUUUUUAUUUGGUGUCCAAAGAACCUUAGUUUUCUCUCCAUGAUAGUAUUUAUAAAAGUAUUAGGGGGCUUGGAGUCCUAGUAAUUUUGGUCUUUUUUUCUGUCCAGCUGAUACCCAGCAAUCUCCUUUAAUUUAAAAACCAUGAUCUUUUUCUUCAUUUUUUUUUUCUGAUAAAAUCCAACUCUUGCACCUGUACAUUAAAUGCACUUUAAACACAUUGAGCUCAUUAG
This is a messenger RNA of Lingula anatina, 5481 nucleotides long. RefSeq lists its product as uncharacterized. Gene Ontology annotation, cellular component: nucleus. NCBI's taxonomy places the organism in Eukaryota, Metazoa, Brachiopoda, Lingulata, Lingulida, Lingulidae. The record is from RefSeq and is a predicted model, not a curated record. Gene Ontology annotation, molecular function: NAD+ poly-ADP-ribosyltransferase activity.